UUCAAAAAUGUACUUUUAAUCUGACGGACGAGACGUAUAUUCUAAUUUAUUGAAUAAGAGAUGUUUUUGUCUUGUAUUUUCCUGGUAGCUUCUCGCCACCUGCCGCUUAAUUAAGGAUUUACAGGUUAAAAUGCCAUUUCUUCUAGAUUGUCAAGUUCCACACAGUAAAAAAACAACAACACAGGAAAUCCGUAUAAAAUGAUGAGCUUUCAAAAUAAAAGCUUACAAUUUCAUUGCACAAAACAGACAUAGAAUUUAGCUUAAAAUGAUCACAAACAGCAGCUUAUAUUUUUUGUCGCUGAGUGAAACUCGUGUAUGAGACGUUUUCUUCGCUAUUUUACGUGGGUUAAAUCUGAACCGAAGAGUAAACACUUUUACUUUGAAAGCGCAAACAGAAAACGACGUAACUGUCAGAUUCUAAUCGGGCUAGCUUGACAGCCACGUCACCUCCUCUUCUCAGCUUGCCUCUGGAACCAUCAUUGCUCUCUCAUGCCAGGAGUCUGUUCUGGAAAUUGCGAACAUUUUUUACCUGUUUACAUACUCAUAUUUCAGACAAGCGGCCAACAGAGCCGUCUAACGUCAACUGCGAAGCUGCUAGCUUGUUUUUUCCUCUCUUAAUCUGCUCCGAGCUUAUUUUCCCUUUGUGGGUCAACAACUCAGAAGUCAGUGUUGUGGGAGUUUGAAGGCCUGUGAGGACUCUAGGGGCAACACCAUGAACAUCUUUCGGCUGGCAGGUGACGUGUCCCAUUUGGUGGCUAUUCUCAUCCUGCUGAUGAAGAUAUGGAGGUCCAAAUCUUGUGCUGGCAUCUCUGGGAAGUCUCAGGUGCUCUUCGCACUUGUUUUUACCACCAGGUACCUUGACCUGUUCACAGUCUACAUCUCGGCCUACAACACAGUCAUGAAGGUGGUGUUUCUGGCUCUGUCCUACGCUACGGUGUAUUUGAUCUACAUGCGCUUCAGGAACUCGUACGAUUCAGAGAACGACACGUUCAGAGUGGAGUUCUUGCUGAUUCCGGUGAUCGGCCUGUCCUUCCUGGAGAACUACGCCUUCACUCCACUAGAGAUCUUGUGGACCUUCUCCAUCUUCCUGGAGUCCGUCGCCAUAAUGCCCCAGCUCUUCAUGAUCACCAAGACGGGCGAGGCGGAGUCCAUCACCACCCACUACCUGUUCUUCCUCGGCCUCUACAGGGCCCUGUACAUCGCCAACUGGGUGUGGCGCUACCACACCGAGGGCUUCUACGACCAGAUCGCCAUCGUGUCCGGAGUCGUUCAGACCAUCUUCUACUGCGACUUCUUUUACCUUUACGUCACGAGGGUUCUCCGAGGAAGAGGGAAGAUGAGCCUGCCAAUGCCGGUUUAGGUUUCACGUCAGUGCCUGCCACAGCAGAAUCCUUUCGCCUUUCCCUGUAGCUGUACUUUAGCAAAAGGGACUAAAGGUCUUAUAUUUGUAGACCAAAAUUAAAUAGAUUAUUUUGUUUUGUUUUGUUU
Poecilia latipinna (sailfin molly) is the source of this 1488-nucleotide messenger RNA. It is a transcript of the gene kdelr3, whose product is annotated as KDEL endoplasmic reticulum protein retention receptor 3. Gene Ontology annotation, molecular function: ER lumen protein retrieval receptor activity. The record is from RefSeq and is a predicted model, not a curated record. Gene Ontology annotation, biological process: protein retention in ER lumen. The transcript has 5 exons. Gene Ontology annotation, cellular component: membrane. NCBI's taxonomy places the organism in Eukaryota, Metazoa, Chordata, Actinopteri, Cyprinodontiformes, Poeciliidae. Bases 713 to 1360 code for a protein of 215 amino acids.